AUGGAGGAGUAUAAACGUGUGCAUGAGCGACAGGUGAUAGCUAAGGUACUGAGAACAGGAAAGUGGCAAGCACCUCAAGGAAAUGAAGUAGAGAUUAACUUUGACGGGGCAUCGAACAGGGAAAGAACAAUUGCAGGAAUAGGGGUUAUUGCGAGGCAUAACAAAGGAGAGGUGUUGGGCUCGUUGUGCAGUACUGCAGCAAGGAUUAGAGAUCCAGAAAUCAUAGAGGGACUGGCUGCUGUAAAAGCGGCAGAAUAUGCUCGUAUGCUGGGUUUUCGAAGAGUAAUAUUGGAAGGAGAUGCCCUUGGAUUUAUAACUCAACUGGCCCAAGAUCAAGGAAACAAUCUAUUUGCGGUCUGGAAUUUGGUGACGGAUACCAGAAAGAUGCUAAACCACAUGGCGGGUUGGUCAUGCUCUCAUUUUGACCGGGAAGCCAAUGGAGCUGCUCAUAAGUUGGAAAGAAUGGCUGUGGAUAAUCUUGAAUCCUCGACCUGGAAUGGUGGUUAUCCAGAUCAUAUUCCAGAUAUUGUAUUUCAUGAAAACCAUUUUUAA
Durio zibethinus is the source of this 552-nucleotide messenger RNA. RefSeq lists its product as uncharacterized. Lineage: Eukaryota; Viridiplantae; Streptophyta; Magnoliopsida; Malvales; Malvaceae. The record is from RefSeq and is a predicted model, not a curated record. Gene Ontology annotation, molecular function: nucleic acid binding; RNA-DNA hybrid ribonuclease activity.